AUGCCCACGCGUCGUGCCCACCGGAAGUCCAGACAUGGCUGUAAGGCGUGCAAGCAGCGUCGGGUGAAGUGCGACGAAGCAAGACCCAUCUGCACACACUGCCAACAACGCGACGAACAGUGCGAAUACGGCGCAGAGGCAUCCUAUAUCUGGGCAGCGGAUGAGCCUCCUCGUGGUCGCCCUCGACGGCGCAAACAGCCUGGCAGCGAGCGUACCGGUAAACAUGCCGAAGAAGAUGCCCCAUUCCAGCUUCUGGAUACGUUCGGUCGCCAGACAGCGCCGGCGUCAAAUUCCACGCUGGACAUGGUCCAGCUGAGGCUGCUGGUGAACUGGCAGCAUGAGACGUGUCAAUUUUUCUCCCGCGACACGGAAACCAGAAUCGUUUGGCAGACUCAUCUCGUGGAUGAGGCGCUGAAAACACCGCCUCUCAUGCAUGGUAUCCUGGCGGUCUCGGCGCUGCAUCUUGCGCUGUCGGAACAGGCGUCAGAACAGGCGUUUUGGCUGGGUAUAGCCACCGCGCAUAAAGGGCAGGCGCUGCCGUUUCUACGGAAUGGGCUGGGGAAUGUUAAUGCAGAGAAUGCGACAUCGUUGGUGGGCCUGUCUGCGCUGGUUGUAGCGUAUGCAUUUGGGUCGGCCUUGACCGAGACAGACGAGAACAAACCCUCGUUGGAUGCACUGGACAAAGUCUUCGUAUUGUGUCGCGGUGUCCAGCAGAUCAACAAGGCGUCGUAUCCUGUUCUGCGGCAGAGCAACUUUGCGCCGCUGUAUUCCCCAGGGGAUGCUUCUUUGGCGAUUCCUGACCAUGUUAAAACAGCACUGGACUGUCUUGACAAGUUGAAUACGCAAUGCCUGCAUACUGGGGGGCAUGAUGCUGCAACGUAUACCCGUGUUAUCUCUGCAAUCCGAGAGCUAUCAGGACAUGCCUUUGUACAGCCAAACUCGAUGACUUUGGCUGCUGGGUGGGCUAUUCGGUUGUCUCCUGAGUAUCUGGGGUAUCUUCAGGCGAAAGAGCCGUUUGCUUUAGUGGUCCAUGCUUAUUACUGUGCUUUCUUACAUAUGGCCAGGGGUAACGCUUUUUUACAGUGCUGGGGCAGAGCUGUGUUGGAGGACAUUAUUCCACUGCUGGAUGAUCCUUGGAGGCCGCAUAUUGAGUGGCCAGUUGCUGAGGUUUUUGGAGUUGGCAGGUCUCUAUAA
Messenger RNA from Aspergillus puulaauensis, 1194 nucleotides. Its product is annotated as Zn(II)2Cys6 transcription factor. Gene Ontology annotation, biological process: regulation of transcription by RNA polymerase II. The transcript is spliced from 2 exons. The record is from RefSeq and is a predicted model, not a curated record. Gene Ontology annotation, molecular function: zinc ion binding; DNA-binding transcription activator activity, RNA polymerase II-specific. NCBI's taxonomy places the organism in Eukaryota, Fungi, Ascomycota, Eurotiomycetes, Eurotiales, Aspergillaceae. The coding region runs from base 1 to 1194 and encodes 397 amino acids.